AUGAGGACCGCAGCUUACACCACGACAGCCUGGCUAGCCGCAGCCCUCGUUAGCGCGCAUGGAGAUUCGGGUGGCAUGCCAAGGGUCCUCGGCCGCCAAGCCCAGCGCCUCGGGCUCAACCCUGUCCACGCUCGGGCUGCACCGUCGGUCGGGCCACGCCAAGCCCGUGCAGCAGCCGCGGGUGGACCGGUUGUUGAGAAGCGUGCCGGAAUCCCAGCUGGCUCCCAGUGCGGGCCGGGAUUCGGAAGCUGCGCGGCGGGCCUUUGCUGCAGCGUCGAGGGGUGGUGCGGCAACGAGGUCACGUCCUGCCAGGCCCCUGACUGCUUGUUCCAGUACGGGCCCGGCUGUGACGCGAACCAGACGCCGGCCGGCGCGUCGACCGCCAAGAUCGCGCGGCCUGCCGUGGGUCAAGUGCCGUACGGCGGCAGUGGCAUCUACGACUGCGUGGCCAACGGCGUCAUGGCUCUCACGUUCGACGACGGGCCGUACAUCUACACCGAGGGCAUCCUGGACCUGCUCAAGUCGCACAACGCCAAGGCCACCUUCUUCAUCACGGGCAACAACAUCCACAAGGGCGCCAUCGACACGCACUGGGCCUCGGUCAUCCAGCGCAUGGCCGCCGAGGGCCACCAGAUCGCCAGCCACACGUGGUCGCACCAGAACCUGACGGCCCUGACCACGGCGCAGCGCCAGGACCAGAUGGUCAAGAACGAGAUGGCGCUCCGCAACAUCCUCGGCUACUUCCCGACCUACAUGCGCCCGCCCUUUUCCGAGUGCAACACGGCCUGUGAGAACCAGCUCAAGAAGCUGGGCUACCACGUCACCUACUUCGACCUCGACACGGCCGACUACCUCAACGACUCGCCCAGCCUCAUCCAGAACUCCAAGAACAUCUUUGACGCCGCCGUCAACGGCAAGGCCGCGAGCGACAACAACUUCCUCACCAUCAGCCACGACAUCCACGAGCAGACCGCCCACAACCUGACCGGCUACGUGCUGCAGCGUCUGAGCAGCCUGGGCUACCGCGCCGUCACCGUCGGCGAGUGCCUGGGCGACCCCCAGGCCAACUGGUACCGCAACGCCGGCGGGCCGAACCCCCAGCCCCAGACCAGCGUCGCGGCGCCUUCCGCCACGCCCACCGCCGCCGCGCCUGCCACCUCGUCCGCUGCCGCGCAGACCGCCCCGACCGGAGCCCUCACCGUCUCUCCCGACGCCACGUGCGGCGGCAACACCGCCAACACCUGCCAGGGUUCCGCCUUUGGCAACUGCUGCUCCGUCAACGGCUGGUGCGGCUCGACCGACGCCUACUGCGGCACCGGCUGCCAAAAGUUCUUUGGCAGCUGCACCUCGUCGUCUGCGCAGUCUUCGCCCGCGCCGUCUUCCAACAAGCAACUGGACCUCAAAACCGAAACAGCAACUGCAUUAGACCGGCACCAACCCCGCUGGGAGAAGGAACCCGAACAUAAUGCUACCGACUUGAAUACAAAUGCCUUGGUGGAGAAGAGGGGAUAUGGCUAUGGAGGCGGCGGGAGCAGUGAUGGGAUGGAUGGUGAUAAGUUAUACCUGCCCGACGAAGGCAGCGACGUGACCAUUGACUUAUCGAAAGCAAGACGGAAGGGGACGCCUUCACGGUCAUCACGACGACGAGGCCCAACCGCGUCCCAACCACAAACUCCGUCGUCGUCCCAGCCAGAACCCCCGUCGUCGGCAUCGGCUGAAAAGGACGCAACUCUGUACCUGAUUCUGAUCCUUGAUCAGUAUGACAAAGAUCCACAGAACCAGAGACGAAAACUCAAAAUAAGUUUCGGAAAAAACCUUCAGGCGCGAGACGUAAGCGUGGAGCAACUGCAACAGAGAUUCUUCGACGAGUUCUCUCGGUAUUUCGCGAGCCCAAAGCCGCAAACCGCCGACGCCGUGGACCUUGAAUUCUGGGGCCCCGAUUUUGUAUAUGAAAAGGCAAAACCGGACCCAUCACCAGAUAGAUUCCAGCCUCUCAUAAGUUCGAAAUUCAAGAAUACAUUGGAAGAUUUUGGCAUGACAAACUAUAAUGUUGUCUAUUGGAAACACGAGCAAAGCUGGCCUCAAACGAAACCUACAAGACGACGGACCGGGGGCUACAGUGGCGAACCCAGCAGCAGAACCAAGGAGAGCAGCAGAACCAAGGAGAGCAGCAGAACCAAGGAGAGCAGCAGAACAAAGGAGAGCAGCAGAACCAAGGAGAGCAGCAGAACCAAGGAGAGCAGCAGAACCAAGGAGAGCAGCAGAACAAAGGAGAGCAGCAGAACCAAGGAGAGCCGGAGAACUAGCCAGUACGGCGAGCAGGCAGAACAAACUAAACAAAGCUCCAGUCGCCCUCAGUCCACUAGUUCUACUGCUGCAUGGUUGACGAUCGUGAUUCUUGAUCCGAUAACAGAUGAGGUCAAAAAAUCCCUUGACAUUCGUCUAAGUCGCGGCCUAUCGUCCCCUAGUGUCACGACAGAGAUCCUAGCCAGCGAACUGCGGAACCAGUUUCCCUCAUGGGUCAAGACGAUCAAAAUAGGACAGUUGGAUUCACAAGACAGGGUCAGGGAAAUCAAGGGACAGCUAUCAAGUUAUGGUAUAAGGAACGGAGGCACGCUCUACGCAUACAACGGCCGAGUAUAA
Messenger RNA from Pyricularia pennisetigena, 2643 nucleotides. RefSeq lists its product as uncharacterized. Gene Ontology annotation, biological process: carbohydrate metabolic process. The record is from RefSeq and is a predicted model, not a curated record. Bases 1 to 2643 code for a protein of 880 amino acids. Gene Ontology annotation, molecular function: chitin binding; hydrolase activity, acting on carbon-nitrogen (but not peptide) bonds. Lineage: Eukaryota; Fungi; Ascomycota; Sordariomycetes; Magnaporthales; Pyriculariaceae. The transcript has 2 exons.